Molecule: messenger RNA, 1020 nt
Organism: Myotis lucifugus (little brown bat)
Lineage: Eukaryota; Metazoa; Chordata; Mammalia; Chiroptera; Vespertilionidae
Gene: DNAJC22
Product: DnaJ heat shock protein family (Hsp40) member C22
Exons: 2
Coding region: 1-1020 (339 amino acids)
Biological process (GO): endocytosis
Cellular component (GO): early endosome; plasma membrane
Source: RefSeq, a predicted model, not a curated record
AUGGCCAAGGGGCUCCUGGUGACCUAUGUCCUCUGGGCUGUAGGGGGCCCUGCUGGGCUCCACCACUUGUACCUGGGCAGGGACAGCCAUGCCCUGCUCUGGAUGCUUACCCUGGGGGGUGGUGGGCUGGGCUGGCUCUGGGAGUUCUGGAAGCUCCCAAGCUUUGUAGCUCAGGCCAACAGAGCCCAAGGACAGAGGCAGAGUUCAAGAGGCGGGACACCCCCUGUGAGUCCCAUUCGUUUUGCCGCCCAGAUGAUAGUGGGCAUCUAUUUUGGCCUUGUGGCUCUCAUUAGCCUUUCCUUCAUGGCUAGCUUCUAUAUUGUGGGCCUCCCACUGGCAGUUGGCUUAGGAGUCUUGCUGGUGGCUGCUGUUGGCAACCAGACCUCAGACUUUAAGAACACUCUAGGGGCAGCAUUUCUCACUUCCCCUAUCUUCUAUGGCCGCCCCAUAGCUAUUCUGCCCAUCAGCUUGGUGGCCAGCAUCACAGCCCAGAAGCAUCGCCGCUACAAAGCUUCUGUGGUGUCAGAGACACUCAGUGUGCGGCUCUACCGCCUGGGCUUAGCUUACCUGGCGUUCACCGGCCCGCUGGCAUACAGCGCCCUCUGCAACACAGCGGCCACCCUCAGCUAUGUGGCAGAGACCCUGGACUCCUUCUUGAGUUGGUUCAACUUCUUCCCCCUCCUUGGCCGCCUCAUGGAGUCUGUCCUCCUUCUGCCUUACCGUGUCUGGAGGCUGCUGGUGGGGGAUCGUGGCUUCAGCAGCGGCUACUUCCAGGAGUGGGAGAAGCUCUAUGAGUUUGUUCGCAGUUUUCAGGAUGAGAAGCGUCAGUUGGCUUACCAGGUUUUGGGUCUCUUAGAAGGGGCAACAAAUGAAGAAAUACAUCAGAGAUAUCGGGAGCUAGUGAAGAUCUGGCACCCUGACCACAACCCGCACCAGACAGAAGAGGCUCAGAGGCACUUCCUGGAGAUCCAGGCUGCGUAUGAAGCCCUGAGUCCGCCCAGGAAACUCAGGGGAUUCUAG